AUGACUGCGACGUGGGGAGAAUUACCAACCGAAAUAUUGAUAUCAAUAAUGUCGUAUUUGGAUGCUAAAGAACUGGCUCGAAUGGGGAAUGUUAAUUAUCACUGGAAACGUGUCUGUGAAGAUGAUUCAUUGUGGAGACCUCUGCUUAUUCGUGAUUAUCUAUUACCGCGAGAUACUAAUCUUAAGGUAUAUGAUCGGUGGGUGGAUGAAUACAAAUUGUUGAAAUUUGAUUCACCAAUAAAUCUGUCUGAAAAUCUUCGAGAUUGUCCACAAGGUAUAACAAAUGUGGCGUUUUCGCCUGAUGGCAAAUUAUUCUGUACGACGGCAAAUGAUGGCUCUUUUAAGAUAUGGACAGCGACACGACCAACGUACUUAAUUCAUGAACGUUAUCUUGACGAGUCGCUGGGUUGGGAACGAGCUUUGUUCUCGAAAUUCAGUGCUGACUCUAAAUCAUUGCUUGUUUCGGGUAUCAAACAAAAUCAAAACGGCGAAAUCGCCGUGUUCACUAUCGACGGUACUUUUGCAAACCAUAUUUUCGAAUAUUUUUUGCCUGAUGAACGCACGAUUACAAUUGACUCAAAUUCAGUCGAUGCUUUCAAAGAACAAAUCCGAGCCAUAUUUGCAGCUGAUGAAGCAGAGGUGCACUUCUCAAGUAGAGUCAAAAACAAUCCAGCUGAUGUGAACGCGUGUUGGUACAAUAAUUCGCACCUCAUCAUCAGCGACUUAUUCACUUUCAACCACAAUCUUCUGUUCAGCUCGAUAAUUGGAAGUUCAAUUUCGUUGCUGUGGAUUUGCUCGGGUGCGUCUGCCUUGAACGAAACAAACGAAUCAGUGCUCAAACCACUUUUGAGGAUACCAAAUCAGCGCGGUGGAUAUUGUCAAAUGUUUGAAAUUGCCCAGUAUAUACCCACUCGGUUACGCAGCGUUGUCUAUCUUUCUCGACAAGCCGCCUUAGAGAAAACGGUAUUAACUAUUUUUUAA
Molecule: messenger RNA, 981 nt
Organism: Anisakis simplex (herring worm)
Lineage: Eukaryota; Metazoa; Nematoda; Chromadorea; Rhabditida; Anisakidae
Source: the annotation of a GenBank genome assembly